ACGCCAGGAAGGAUUCAAUAUGGCUGAUGUGGAUCUUCUAAAUAGAGAUCCAAACAACUUAAACCAGCAUAUUCAGACCAAUUUUGAGGAUGUUUUAGCAGAACCCGAUGGUGUCCGCAGUGCAGACUGCGUCUGGAUUUAUAGUAACAAGUGCUUCUCCAAUGGAAAGAGCUGCUGCUAUAUAUUUUUGUCGGGAUUGUGCGGCAUCUUCCUCGCGCUAUUUUGGGGUUGCGAGUUCGCAUGCAUAAGUUUUGAGCAGAUUUGGUGCGCAACGCCGGCAUUACGCAUGUUCAGUAUUUACGCCAUUUACGUCCAGAAGUGUGUGGGUACUUAUCUGAGCUGCUAUCUGGGCCCAUUAUGUGAAACCUGUGGGCUUUGCUUCAGCAAGAUAAGAGUGGAGAAAAGCACAUGAAAA
This is a messenger RNA of Saccostrea cuccullata (small rock oyster), 415 nucleotides long. Its product is annotated as caveolin-1-like. The transcript is spliced from 2 exons. Gene Ontology annotation, molecular function: molecular adaptor activity. Bases 20 to 412 code for a protein of 130 amino acids. NCBI's taxonomy places the organism in Eukaryota, Metazoa, Mollusca, Bivalvia, Ostreida, Ostreidae. The record is from RefSeq and is a predicted model, not a curated record. Gene Ontology annotation, biological process: caveola assembly. Gene Ontology annotation, cellular component: caveola; plasma membrane.